Messenger RNA from Xenia sp. Carnegie-2017, 1045 nucleotides. RefSeq names its product HIG1 domain family member 1A, mitochondrial-like. The transcript is spliced from 2 exons. Bases 151 to 456 code for a protein of 101 amino acids. The record is from RefSeq and is a predicted model, not a curated record. NCBI's taxonomy places the organism in Eukaryota, Metazoa, Cnidaria, Anthozoa, Malacalcyonacea, Xeniidae. Gene Ontology annotation, biological process: mitochondrial respirasome assembly. Gene Ontology annotation, cellular component: mitochondrion.
ACGUCAUAAAUGGAACAUAACUGAACAUAAAGAUGAGAGUGCAAUAGUGCCAGUUUAAAGUCUAGUGUUUAAACGUAUGCCCUAAGCUAUACGCAUCAGGUAUAUUGCUUCGAAAAUCAUUAAGUAUUUAUACAUAAAUAAAUAACAUAAAUGUCAGUCAGAAAAGCACCGAGUGCUGCCGAAGUAGCCGAAUUGACAGCUUCUGAUAUUCAAGAAUCUGAGACAGACAAAUUACUACGAAAAAGUCGAGACCAACCGUUCGUACCUUUAGGAAUUCUUGGCACAGUUGGAGCACUGGUAUAUGGUGCCUAUGCAUACAAGAAUCGUGGACCAAUGAGCACUAGUCGUUAUCUAAUGCGACUUCGAGUUGUAGCACAAUCGAUGGUGGUUGGUGCAAUAAUGAUUGGUGUUGGGUACACCACACUUAAAGAGAAAAGAGAGGAAAAAAACUCCUGAAAUUUUAACAGUCUUACACUGAUUUGAGUAUAUUUAUUAAUGAAGAUCACAGUGUUUAUGCAUUUUAACAUAUAUAUAAAUUCUUGGAAUUUAGGCUAUAUUGCUUAUGGGAAUUUUGUGGCUUGAUACAACUUAAGUAUUAGAAAUCAACCUGAAUUUUAUUGAGAGGUGCUGAAAUAUCUCAAAUGGAAAGAUGCGCAAAUUCUAUCAUAAAUUUUGAGAAAACUGGAAUUUUACAACGUGCAUGCAGCUUGUGAGAACUGUAUAGCAAAAUUAUGUAUGUCCACGUCAGGCAUCAUGGGAUUUAUGUUAAAAUGCGUUGGUAUGACAUGCUACUGUGUGAUAAAUUUUUACUCCAAAAAAAAGCAAUGUUUUGUUUAUGUUUGUCAACAUGUUGAACAAAAAACGUGGAAAUGAAUUUCCAGCUGCAGAUGUGAUGCGUAAAAAAAGAAAUAAACUUCGGGAAAGAUAUCGAAUGCUUAAUUUAAUUUCAAAUGAUUGUAGAUAUUAUUGUAGAUUGAAGUCGUCACAUUUAUUUGGUAAUAUUUAUAUUUUCUUUAUCAGAAUAAUAAAGCGUAAUGUCAGAAAA